UAUCAAAAUUCCCUCAACUGGUGAGUAUCAAUUAUGGGGUCGCACCACAGCUUCGGGUCGGGCCUCGACCGCAUCAUUAACUGCUCAAAACCGGUGAGUUUUGAGGAUGAUAUUUACUACGCAGAGCUCGAGAGGCAGAUUCUGCAAUUGACUGCUGAUGAUGAAGAAGAUGAUUCAAAACCGAUUAACUUUAGCCCCUCUAAAAGAGCCUCUAAUGCCAUAACAACCGAGGCUUGGUUCGCUGCUUGGGCUGAUUUUGCUGUGCCCGAGAAUGACGGUAACAAAAAUUCUGCGCAAAGCUGCGUCCCAAGCUCUCAUCAAUUCAUCAAGAGCAAUGGGACUGGAGUCUUCAUCCCUCAUGCGGUCAAAUCCCAAACUAGAAGUUCAUCGGGGAGGAUGAGCAACAAUUCUAGGAGAAGAAUCUACAGGCAAACGGCGAAGAACGAUAAUCAAAGAGUCUACAAUUAAUCCGAGUGUGGGCCCGAGAAGAAGAUCACCAAAUCGUUCGUUUCUUCUUCUUCUUCUUCUUCUUCUUCUUUUUUUAAUUAAGUUUCUUUUUAUAAAUAGAAUAUUUGAUUAUUUAGCAAAUGUUGACCGGUUAGAUGAAUAAAUAAUGCAUGUACUUGUUUAUAAACUUUUGCAUGUACGAUAUUGUUUUUCAGACAAAUACACCUACGGAAUGGCGGAAAUAGAUGCAUAUAUUUUGAGGUGCACGCGACGCGGGUCACCACAUUUUAGGCUUGAUUCAUUUGCUUUACUACAAUGGAAGUACAUCACAAGAUAACAAUGUAGUAGCAACGCACUGUGUAAGGAACUCGUGUACAAUUCUACUGGACCUAUAAGCUGUUGGGCUCAUCUUCAACCCAAAAGCUCAAGCUGAUAAGUUAUGGUACCCAAUCACUUAUAAACCCGCGGAUUUUCCUUUAAUUUUUCCUUAUGGGACAAUAUGCUUCAAUACCCACCUUCACGUAGUAACGUAUGCCUUUGAUGCUUCACCUACGUACCAUGUGGACUUGAACAACCCUCGGGAGUUGGGAUUGGACUUCCGUGCUCGAGACUCAACCACAAGGUAGACUUCUUCUUGCAUCUUGGGCGAGAGGAGGGAGAUAAUUGAUAAUGAGGCAACACUUGGGUCGGACUAAGAUGAGACGCAAUUUGGCGGCCUCAAAACUAGACUUGGUUUGGGGUGAGCCCACACGAACGAGUGGAAGCAUAACCCGCUCUGAUACUAUAUAAAAUACCCACUAGUCUUAUAAGCAAUUGGACUCAUUUCCAACCCAAAGUUCGCCUAAUUUUGAGGCAGCCAAAUUGCGCUUCGCCUUAGUCUUCCCAAGGUGGUCUCAUUUCCAACCCAAAAGCUCGUCUAGUUUUGAAGCAGCCAAAUUGCAUUUCAUCUUAGUUCAGCCAAGUGUGGCCUCAUUAUCAAUUAUCUCCUUCCUCUCGCAUGAUGUGCAAGAAGAAGUUCACCUCAUGGUUAAGUCCCGAAUAUGGAAGUUCAGUCCCGGCUCAUAGUCAGUUCCUGAAAGUGGAUGUUCAAGUUCACGUGGCACGUGUAGGUGAAACAUCAAACCCACACGUUGCCAUGUGAGGGCGGGUGUUGAGACAUAUUAUCUCACACGAAAAAUUGAAAGAAAAAUCCACGAGUUUAUAAAUGAUUGGGUACCACAAUCUAUCGGCUCAAAUUUUUGGGUUACAGAUGGGCUUAAGUCCAUGUAGGUCCAAAUGGAAAUUUUACAUGGUAUCAGAGCUCAAAUUGCUCGUAUACGUGCGCAUGCGCACAAAUACUAUGCCAAGUCCAGUAUGUCUGAGAGCAGCCAAAAAGAGCACAUCGUGUUAGUCCCCCCCUCACCGAAGCACAGAAGAUGAGCUCGGCUUGAGGUCAGUUAUUGAUAGCAGAUAUUUAAGAGCAUGAGACAACGUGUAGGCAGAAAUAGACCACACGUUGUAUAUGAGGACGAGUGUUGAUGAUAUUAAUCCCACAUGGAAAUGAUGUAUCAAUAUCUAUUGGUUUAUAUGAGACUUGAAAAUCACCACUUAUUAGUUUGA
This is a messenger RNA of Punica granatum (pomegranate), 2046 nucleotides long. The record is from RefSeq and is a predicted model, not a curated record. NCBI's taxonomy places the organism in Eukaryota, Viridiplantae, Streptophyta, Magnoliopsida, Myrtales, Lythraceae.